Molecule: messenger RNA, 2177 nt
Organism: Tachysurus fulvidraco (yellow catfish)
Lineage: Eukaryota; Metazoa; Chordata; Actinopteri; Siluriformes; Bagridae
Exons: 3
Coding region: 624-1586 (320 amino acids)
Biological process (GO): transmembrane transport
Cellular component (GO): membrane
Molecular function (GO): transmembrane transporter activity
Source: RefSeq, a predicted model, not a curated record
CAGUGACGUCAGACUCUGCUCUAUAGCCGAUGGAAAGGCAACCCAGAAGGUUCGCCAGUGGAACCAAAUUUGAACCAGAACCCGGUUCUUUUUGGUGGAAAGGGAACAUUAAAAGUGGACCUGUGAAGACCUCGACUUUCCACUGAUGCAGUGUUCCCUGGAUAUAUUGAGUGACAGAUAUCUCUUCCAAUCAGCGAUAAUAAAAUCACACUUCUCUGCCACUGUAGUAGAAACCCUAUUGCUAAGAGAAACCAAAAGUUUUCCAACUUUUCCAACUCCUCGUUCACAAGGCGACUUUCAAAAGAGCAAAACAUUUUGUCUGCAAUCUUUUCUCACAAGUUUCUUUUCACUGCAGUGAUCAGCUAUAGAGAUUAUCUACAAAGUGAAGAUGAAUCACACAAAUGAGACGCUACCUUUUCAGAAGUCUGAAUCGUCACAAAACACCACCCAAGGAGACCAGUUACAGAGAGCAAAUGUAGACGAACCCAUUAAAAAUAACAAGUUUUUAUGUGAGCUUGUACAGGAGUGUGGAGGUGGAUAUUAUGUAUUCAAAAACAAAGACCUGGGGAACAAAGAUAAGGUCUGUGUGCUGCUGCAGAAAAUAGACAGAAUGAUUGAGAACAAUGGAGGAAACAGUAAGACAUUUGACGAAGCAAAAAAAAUCCGACAGGAGGAGGAGAAAAAUGGAGGAGACAACAGAAUGGAGAGAAUGGAGGAAGAACAAAAACAAAAAAAAGAAGAACCAAGACAAGAUACUGUUGCUGCUGGUGGUUCUGCUGCUGCUAGUGCUAAUGUUGGUGCUCUUUUUGGUACCACUGCUGGUGCUGGUAGUGGUGGUGCUUCUGGUACAGGUGGUGGUGCUACUGCUGGUGGUGCUACUGUUGGUGCUGGUAGUGCUGCUACUGCUGGUGCUGGUAGUGGUGCUGCUGGAGGUACUGGUAGUGGUGAUGCUUCUGGUACAGGUGGUGGUGCUUCUGCUGGUGCUGGUAGUGAUGGUGCUGGUAGGGGUGCUGCUGCUGGUACAGGUGGUGGUGCUACUGCUGGUGCUGGUAGUGGUGCUGCUGGAGGUGCUGGUAGUGGUGAUGCUUCUGGUACACAUGAUGGUGCUACUGCUGGUGCUGGUAGUGGUGCUGCUGGAGGUGCUGGUGGUGGUGCUGCUGCUGCUACAGGUGGUGGUGUUACUGCUGGUGCUGGUAGUGGUGGUGCUGCUUCUGGUACAGGUGGUAGUGGUGCUGCUGGAGGUGCUGGCAGUGGCGCUAUUGCUGCUGCUGCUGGUGCAACUGCUGUUCCAGCUGGAGGUGCAGCUGGAGGUGCAGCUUCUGGUGGAGCUGGAAGUGAUGCAACUGAUGCUGCUGGAGGUGCUGGCGGUGGUGCUGCUGGAGGUGCUGGCGGUGGUGCUACUGCUGCUGGUUCAACUGCUGCUGCAGCUGCUGGUGGAGCUGGAAGUGCUGCUGCUGGAGGUUCUGCUGCUGGUGCUGCUGCUGGUUGGUCUUCAGGUUGACGUGCCGUUGCUAGUAUUGCUGCUGCUACUGCAGCUGGUGGUAGUGUCUUUACUAUUGUUGCUGUUGUUGCUUAUUUUGUUUUGAAAUUUAUAAAGGAGUACAGUAUAUAUCUUUUCAUAGUUUUUGGUGCAAUUGUCAGGACAGUUAGCUGGGCAAUUGGCAGUUUAAUGGGAUAUGGCAUACUUGGUAAAGUUCUGUGUACAUUUGGUGGCGUUACUGCUUGUGUUGGUUAUCUGGUUGAUUCAAAAAGAAAAAAAGUAGUACAUAAGCUGAAGCUAUGGACAGUAUACUGUCACUAUUAAGUGUUUCCUAAGCUUUCUUAAUGGAUAUUAAGCACUUAUUCAGCCAUUUGCUAAUUAACAUUAACAAGUAAAGUUGAUUUUUAUAUCAUAUAUGUUUGCUUAUUUGAAAUCUUGUACAUCUCAUUUAUUAAAGGUUCAUGUAUUAUUCAGAUUUCACAUACAUAGAUAUUAUUUGCUCUAAAACAAUAUUACAAACAAUGGCUAAUUUACCUGUAAAGCUGUUCAUACAAUCAUGCUUACCUGUAAUAAAAUUUAGACAAGUGUUUUUGCAAAAUUAUUGUUUUGCACAUGAUGAUUAUGAUGUGUUUCUCUAUAACUACAGUCCAGUGUGUGUGUAUGUGUGUGUGUAUGUGUGUGUAUAUAUAUAUAUAUA